AUGGCCAACAAAGAUGAUAAUCGAUCCACUAACGAGCUUUCAAGAUCAUCUUCUCAAGAGCAAAGAAAGUUGCCCUCUGUUAAAACAGAAGAAUCUCAAUUUGAUCCCAUCAAAAGUUAUAGUAAAAGGGGAGAGACGUCUUCCAAAAGAAGCUCCGCGUGUCUUGAUGAGUCACUGACACUAAAGACCGAAGAUCCUUAUGUGUUGAUUCAAACGGAGAUGCCUGAGAAGAGGACAUGUGAGGAACCUCAUGGAACUGCAGAUUUAUGGCGAGGGAAUGUUGUGGGACGAGAGGCAAAGGAGCUAUUUGAGGCUGUCGAGCACCGCUACCCCAACACAUUUCAACGGGUCCAGAUUCGUGUGACACCGUUUUGGUUAGGCAACUUGAAAGAACUCCAUGCAACCAUUAAACGUUUUAUGGGAUUAACCGUGGAUACACUGGCUCAGGAGCAGAUAACCGGUCUUUGGCAAGAUUUUAAAGACUUGGAGGCUUUAGGAUUCGAUCUCUCGUGGGCCCACAAGAGGCUAAACAUGGUUGCUAGGCUCAAGUUUGGAAACGAGCCUUUACAGAAAGAGUUGAUGGCCUUAGAACAUUCGUUAGGGCCGCUGAAGGAGAGAGUUGAUGAGAUAAUGAAGCAGUUAUUGAAAGCUCAUGAUAUGUAUAUGAAGGCACUGUCAGAAUAUGAAAAUGCUACAAAAGCUCGAAACAAGAAAGUAGAAGAGAUGACACGAGUGUUCGGACCUGACUUUGAUCGCGUAUUACAGGAUCGUCUUGGUUAUGGUAUGCUGCCGGGUUACUAA
Molecule: messenger RNA, 801 nt
Organism: Lactuca virosa
Lineage: Eukaryota; Viridiplantae; Streptophyta; Magnoliopsida; Asterales; Asteraceae
Source: the annotation of a GenBank genome assembly